ACAGUCAAAUGAGUCAGUGUUAACAGAGAUCUUUGUGCAUUGUUUCGACGCUAACAAAAACAAUUCGAAAAAUUGUAAGAAAUUCAAGAAAAACAACAGAAAAAAAAGGACGACGAAGAGUGGAUGAUGAGUGCCAAUAUGAAGAAUGUGAAACUAAGUCACUUUGCCGGCAACUCUGGCUCUGCAGGAGGAUCUUUUAAUAUGUCUGGAGGCGGUGGUGGUGGUGGAUUGGCUGGAUCAGCUGGAGCUGGUGGCGGCAAAUCUGGAGCUGCCUCAUUGGGAGCAGGAGGGUCUGGGGCAGAUAAUGACAACUUUACGACACCCAGUGGCGUGACCAUACCCUUUAUACGCACACGAGAUGUACCAAAACAGUUGCCCACUCUAGCUGCUGCCCUCCAGCGAAGUUUGGAUGAGCCUUUGGCUGCCGAAGAUUUGGAUGCGGUGCAAUUGGAAUUGGAACUCAUGUUAUCCAAUGUAGCCUUAAGGAGUCGCGUAUUGAAGUCGGAAUACGAAAAUCUGGAUAAGGAUGAGAAGCGUAGAAAGUUGGAACGUUUACCGGGUGGUUCACCGCCUGGACUUAAUGCUAUUGGAGCAAAUGGUGCAAAUAUAAUCGGUAAUGGCAAUGUUAGCCAUUCCACCGCCUCGUCUAUAGGUGCAAAAAGAAAAAGGGAAGAGCCAACUGGAGUACGAAAAAAGCAUUCAUCAAUGACAAUUAUAAACAAACAACAAGCAGCAUCAGCAGCAGCGGUUGGCAUUGUGAAGUUAUCGAAGAACAGUCCAAUGUAUGGACAAACAGAUGAUAGUUUGGAUUAUGCGCCACCUGCCACCACUUCAAGCAACAAUUUGCCACCCAAAGUGGCCUUACCCAAGAAUGAUAUGCCCAAUAAAUUUUGGCUAUCAGUGGAGCCAUAUUGUAUGCCCUUGACUCAUGAAGAUUUGCGGUUAAUUGAUGAUCUACUCGAGCAAUAUCGAGGACCCUUAGUGCCUCCAAUACCAACGUUGGGACCACACUAUUCCACCCUUUGGUCACAGGAGGACGUCAAGUCCUUGCAACCAGGUGGCAGCCGAAUUAAAGGACAAGGUAAUGCCUCAAAUAUGCUGAAAAAAGGUGAAUCCCUAAUGGAGGAGAGCAUAACAGGACCUUUAACACAACGUCUAGUAUCAGCUCUAAUGGAAGAAUCAUUACUAACGCUUCCCAGCGAGCAGGCGGCAGUGGGAGAUUACAGCAAUGCCAGUUCAAAUACAACCAGCACCACCGCCAGCACCAUUAGCAACAGCAAUGAAAAUAACGCGGGAGGUGGUGCUGGUGGUGGUGGUGGUGCUGCUCCUAAUGCAGGAAAUUUCCGAUCUCUAGCAAUGCUCAAACAUGGCCUGGGCAUUGAACAGCGUUUGAAAAAAGAGCUUAUCAAUACCGGUCUCAUCGAAUCCGCCGAACCAGAUGACGUGGAUGAGGUACUAUUGGAAAUCAAGCGUGUCACAGCGGAAAUUUCAACAAUUUCCCAUUUCAAUAGCGAAGAACUGAAACGAUUACGUCAAGCGGCCAGCGAAGAGAUUAAACGCAUUGAAUUGAAACGUAAAUUGGAUUUUGUCGAUCAAGAAAUUCUCGAGUGCUAUAAACGUAUGCUGCAAUAUCGCUCUAAACGAAAAGGACAUUCGUUGGAGGAGAAACAGGAAAUCCUACGCUUAACCAACGAACAGCGUCAAUUGGCUGUGCAAUUGGAGCAAAUGCAUCCAAUAAAUCCUAGCGGUUCCACAGUGGAAUCCAAAAUGUAGGACAGGAGCCUCGCCUGGUCAUGGUUACAGCUAAUAACCAUGCAUCGGGCAGUGAAAAAACAAACAAAAACUGAUUUAAAAUGAUUUAAAUACUUUUACUCCUUCUUCUCCUUCUUCAUCACACACACACACACACACAUGCACACACACUCUACAAAAAAAACUCAAAAAGUACAUACAAAUGUAAUUAGUAUAAAAACAAAAGAAAAAAGAAAAAACAACAAAUUAAAAAACCAACCUGCUUUUCUUGUCUUCAAACUCAACUUAACACCAAGAACGCUAACAACACUUUGAUGUUCUUUAUAGACUACAACUUAUUAGCCGGAUGUAUGUAUAUGUAUAUACAUAUGUACUUAUAUAUACAUAUUUGCUUUGCUCUACCGAUAAGCGUCUCUUGGGCUUUAAUUAUAUCCAAAGAAAACAAAAAAAUUCCACUGACUUUCCAAUAACAUUCUUUUGAAUUUCAAAAGGAAAAACGCAGUGAUUAAAAAAAAAGAAAAGAAGUAAAUUAAAAAUACCUAAUUCCAGCAUAUAGAUAUCCAUAAUUUACCAUCAUGAAUCAUGAUCGAAUGCAAACGGCAUAAUAAAACAAACAAUUUUUUACUUAUA
This is a messenger RNA of Drosophila willistoni, 2382 nucleotides long. It is a transcript of the gene Ada3, whose product is annotated as transcriptional adapter 3-B. The record is from RefSeq and is a predicted model, not a curated record. Gene Ontology annotation, cellular component: SAGA complex. The transcript has a single exon. The coding region runs from base 124 to 1773 and encodes 549 amino acids. Gene Ontology annotation, molecular function: transcription coactivator activity. Gene Ontology annotation, biological process: regulation of transcription by RNA polymerase II. Lineage: Eukaryota; Metazoa; Arthropoda; Insecta; Diptera; Drosophilidae.